This is a messenger RNA of Podarcis lilfordi (Lilford's wall lizard), 12725 nucleotides long. The record is from the annotation of a GenBank genome assembly. NCBI's taxonomy places the organism in Eukaryota, Metazoa, Chordata, Lepidosauria, Squamata, Lacertidae.
AUGUUGGUGGAGUCACUCCAGUGUCUAAAAGCGGCAAUGUGGGAUGGGAUUGAGAAAUGUCGGUGUGAUGGUGAGCUGCGAUGACUCAUGCUUCUGAAACGAGUUGGUUGUAACCAUGGUUUUACAGGACUCAUACAGAGGCUGAAUUCUUUUAGGAUUGGAAAAGGUGUGGGAGAGAGAUGCUAAAAAAAAUCCCACAGGUUUUAAUCAUAUGUAAACUGACAAAGAGAGAGAGAGCAGGAACAAGCCUGAAGUGUCUAAAUUGGGAGCUUCUGAGCUUGUGGCAGGAGAGAAAUGUACGGCUGAAAAGAAACAUCUGGGAUACAUGUGGUGUGGGAAUUGAGCCUCUUAGCCAGAAAAUCUGAGCAAUUUGAUCUAGCAGCUACUAAUUCCAGUCUGUGGGACUGUUAAGAGAUUGAAGAUGCUUCCCUCUCCUUGCCCGUUUUAGGAUUUAAGGAUGGGAAGAAUGCUGCUGUUAAUGCAUCAUUUAAGUAGCUAUGGUAUUUCCAAUAAUGGUUUGACUCUUUGUUUUAUCCCUGAAGGAUGAGCUGAUACCAUCCUAGGCCAGAAACUAUACAGAAGCAGACUCAGUGAAUAUGUCACUGCUUUGAAUUACUGCAUAAUGAUUUGGUCAGUAUAAUGCUGCAUACUAUGGGAUGCUGGAAGGAAAAAUACUCAGAGAUAGAGCACAUGCUUGACAUGCAGAAAUCCCAGGUUCAAUCCCCAAUAUCUCCAGUUAAAUGAACUUAAGCUCAGUUCCAGCCAUUUUCCCUUAUGCGCGCAUAGAAAAGUCACAUUAUCAGUUUUUUAGCGCUUGUCUCUAUAGAGACAGGCAGUGCCUGGAGGACUGAAGUGGGGCCAAGUAGGAGCCGGAAACAAGUUUCAUUGCUUCUGGCACCUUCCCAUAAUCUGGAGAACAAAUUGUGACAUAUAUGCUAAUAGUACAUAGAUAAUGCAUCUAACCCUUGGGCUUGAUUCCUAUGGAGCGUAGCUCAGUGAGGGAGCACUUGUGUUGCACUCUAGAAGCUCCUGGGUCAAAUCCUGGCAUCACCAGUUAAACAGAGAAUCGGGCAGUGGGUAAUGGGGAAGGUCUUUGUGGGAGCAGCUAGUGAUCCACUAUGAGUCAGAGGAGACAACACUGCGAUAAACAGAAAAAUAAUCUGAGCUGAAAAAAGAGACAGCUUCCUAUCUUCUUAUCCAAGGACAUCGUGCAGUUUUUCUGUGCUUGAUGAGCGUACACUUGAUGAUUAACUGGUGAAUGGCAUGAAUUGACUUCCUUGAAAAGCAGCAUGUUUAUUUCUUCAGAGCAUGCCAUGUUUUCAAGCAGCAAGGUUCUCAAAGCGGUUCACGAGAAUAACAAAAUUGAAAUAAUUAAAACAGUAUUUUUAAAACAGCAACUUGCAAAGUACAACCACCAACAGAAAAAAAGACAGACAGAAAAACAAAAACAAAAAAACAAAACAGUGGAUAAAAUCAUGGCACUGCACCAGCACAACAAAAUGGUCAGGUAAAAACCAAACAGAAAAAGCACACUAUGGGCUGUAUCCAAGUGCAAGAUUCUUCCACUUGAUUUGGGGCAAUCUCCACCCUUAGCAGCUUGAUAAGAUGCAGCCGAUAACGCUGAGAAAGCAGGGCUGGCCCAAGCCUUUUUGGCACCUGAAAUGAACCACAAAAUGGCGCCAUCCCCCAAGUCAGGGAAGAAGAUCAACAUCAUAAACAGAGGGGGGGGGAUCAUCCUUCCCUGCAGGCUGAAGUGGGGAUCAAAGGUCAUAGGGGGCACUCUGAAUCACGCUGGGUGGGCGCAGAGCUCAGGAGACCAAGAAGGCAGCCCCCACCAUUUGCCCCAGAAGUGUAUUCUAUUUGCCAAGAGAUCUCUGUGGAAAUGACAUGGUGGGGGGCUGCCUAGGAGGAGGCAGGUCUGGCCUCUGAGGAGCAUUGCUACUGUGACAGUGGUGGCAGCAAUGGGUGAUGUAUUUCUUAGAGGCCAGAGCUGCUGCUCCUGUGGAACCUGCCACCUGAGGCAGUUGCCUCACCUUGCCUGCUGGGUGGGCCAGCCCCAUCAGAUAGUCUCCCACCCUGAGGAGAGGCUUUGGGGGAAGGAAUUAUAUGGGGCUGCAAGGGGGAAGUAGGGAAGGGGAUGACCAGUUGCAUAAGCUGUCCUUUCCUUGUGCAACUCGACAAAAUAACAGUGACACCCUGCAUAACAUUGCCGUGCCAUAUGGCAAUUUCAGAACUGAUUUUGGUAAAGGUGAUGCAGGCUCCUUUACGUUCUUGUUGUUUAGGUGCAUUUUGAAUGACCAACGUCACCAUAAUAUUUAGAUAAUAUUUAGAUAUCCAUCAAUAAUUUUUAUCGCUGACAUACCAAAUUCCAAAGAAGGCAAAUCUCUGUAUUUUGGAGCAAUGUCAAAGAGAAGUCUAAUCUACAGUGAGAUAAAAUGAGUGGCGUUGGACUUUGUUUAUUGACGAACUGAACUUCAGCCAACAGGGCUAAAUGACUACAACACUCUUUUGGCAUUCACAAGACUUGGGUCUGUAGUUCACUCAGCUAUUAACUAAUCCUGCUUGGCAUGGGUCAUUCAUUUACUCUGAACUGAAGUUACCAGCUUAUUAUGAAAAAACACCCCCAUGUUAUUCUCCCUAGUGUAAAUAUUGGACCAACUCUGGAAGGAUAGCUGUGCUGGCCUGUGGGCAGCAAAAAGAUACAAAGGGGCAGCGCAGAUAUAAACCUCCCUCUCAACUAUUGCCAAAAUACCUAGAACUUGCUUCUGGAAUGUGACCUCUUUCACCUCUCACAUAAGGCACUGACCUUAAGAGCAGUUGAUGCAGUCCAGCAUUCCUGUCUAAUUUGGACAGUGUUAAAAUGCCAUUUCAAAUCCUGGUUGAAUGAGGAACCCUGGUUAGUAUUAAGUGUGCUUGAGACUGGUGCUGACCUUUUCCCUUCACAGUUAAGAGAGGAGUGGAGAAUUUAUGCAAGAACAAGAAGGUAAGCAGGUAUAUAGAAGUUUAUAUUGCACCCCACACCAGCCUUGUUGAAAAAGCAGCUAGAAAGAUGAACAAGCACAUGCCCUCAGGCUGGGCAACAGUCUUUGAGCUGUCGCUCAAAUGGAGCCAAUAUCACAUUUGCCUCAGCCCAAGUUUCUCAGACUUACAGUGCAAUUCUAACCAUGCCCACUAAGCACUAAGUCCUAUGGAAUUAAAUCAGGCUUGCUCACAGGUAAGUGAGGCUAGGAUUGCAGUCUAACUCACAGGAUGCUUUAAGUGGACUGCGGCAGGUAAGCUGUGAGUGCGCAUGAAUUGAGAUGGAAGGUGCAGGGGAGAAGAGGAGAUAAGAAAGGUUGGAAAGGCGAUAAUUAAAGAUAACAGGAAUGAAGUAUGGGGAGUGAUGUAUAUGCUUUGAAAGGGAGGGGAGAAGAGAGCUAAGCUGUAACUGAAGGAAAACAGAGUUCUUUCUUGGAAAUGUAAUACUUUUAUUACCUUCAUUUAGGCCUUGGUGCCUUCCAGGCCUUGCCAGCAGUUACAACCGGGCACGUGAAAAGGUUGUGGUGGAUCAGCACAGUGCUUUUGAGAUAACAGUGUAAUCGUGACUCAGGACUCAGAACUUUGCAGAUCAACAAGGCCACAGAAAACCCCAACCCUAGAGAGCAGAGAUGUCAAUAACUUUAAUCUCAGCAAGUUGAAACCGGCAGGUAAAUGCUCUAAAACUGUAACCUAUUAAAUAAUAACAAACUACAGUAUUCAUCUUCUUCCAAGUUACACAGAAAAAGAAUCAAAGGGAGAAAUGCAGUCAUUAUCUGUUUCAUGCUACAGUGGUACCUCGAGUUAAGAACUUAAUUCGUUCCGGAGGUCCGUUCUUAACAUGAAACCGUUCUUAACCUGAAGCACCACUUUAGCUAAUGGGGCCUCCCGCUGCCACCGUGAUGCAAUUUCUGUUCUCAUCCUGAAGCAAAGUUCUUAACCCAAGGUACUAUUUCUGGGUUAGCGGAGUCUGUAACCUGAAGCGUCUGUAACCCGAGGUACCACUGUACAUGGUUCGGAAUGUAGCUCCUCAAAGGAAGGUGGAAUUAAUAUUCAAGCCCGUCCCCUAUGAUGUUCACUUGUUUUUGAAACCUAUAUAGGCUGUGAUUUGACAAACUGUUUUUAUUUUUAUUGUAUUCACUAUGCUACCUCCUAGGUUCCGCCCAAAGUGACUCACAACUCCAUAACAAUACAUGAAAUAAAUGGGCUUAAACAAUGAUCAAGGAACUAGUCCACAGCAACAUUCUCUCUAUGAUAUGAUUAUAACCAGAGUGGAGUUACAACUCUCCUAAUAUUCUAGAAAGCAAUGGGAAGCAGAAACACCAAUGGUGCUGCCUGGUCAUAUUUAUGGGGCUUGAGUCUCUUCUAUGAUUAUCUUUCCAACAGCAGCGGUCAAACGCUUCCUUCAUCGCCAUCGCCAUCUCUCUCCACAAAAGAUUCCAAAUUCUUUGGGAAGUCAAUGAAAAGCUGCAACUCAAGGGCAGAAUCCAUGAGAGCAAAGCACAGGCCCUUUCUCUAAUAGGUUCCACUUGCGGACUCUGGAAUCCCUGCUCAUAGAAUUCAAGCCUUAUUUUGGAAGUUGAACUCGCAGGAAACAAGGCACCAGCAAUAGCCCUACAAGUGCCUCUUUUCAUGCUGAGACAAAGGCACUGGCUAAUUCUCCUUCUCUCUCUGAAAUGAAGCCUUUUAAUUUCCCACUCUGGUUUCUGCCGCCCCCCUUGAUUCCAUCUGUACAGUUUCCAGCAGCAACACAGGCGAGUGGCGCCUUCACAGGUGCACUCAAAGUUCAGGCUCGCUCCGAAGAGCAACUUUUACAGGGGAAUUAAGUAGAACAUUCUUUUCUGAGUAGCUAGAGAUUGGCAAUCAAGGCUGAACUUCGGAACAAAGAUAUUGUGCCUUCAGGAUUUGGCAGAAGGAAGGAGUUGCGCUUUUUUUGAGACAAAGAUCAUUUUACCAUAACAUUCAACAAUUGUGCUUAUCUAGCCAUGUAGAUCAAGAGUGGCAAUAAUUAGAGAUGUGGCCGGAAUUUCUCAACUGGAGCAGUACUCUUUCUCCUGCCUCCCAAAGUUCAAGGGGUCAGGGAUUUUGCUCCAUUGACUGCUGAGGGGAUGUAACAACUAUGAAAUCACAUAUAGAGGGGCGGGGGAGGAGCAAAGCUCUGUACAGCAGGCUGGCUAAGAAAUGUGUUUCCUUUUGGGAUGAUCAACAGUCUAUGACAUAACAAUCUUUCCAGUUUCCAAGCAUUUCUGAGGACCGCUCUCUCCUUUGCAUUGCCCCCCACCACUACACAACCUUUUAGUACUCAGGCUUGCUUUCAAAACUUUACUCGAUAAUAAAUAAAUAUACCCAUACAGAAGUGUAACAUCACAUGAGGAGCAUUGUGGUAGGUUGUGUCAUGUUAGGUUGUAUUAGGGGAAAAAGCACAUGUACAGUGGGGCCUUUGGGCCUGCUGAUCAGAAGGUUGACGGUUCAAAUCCCCGCGACGGGGUGAGCUCCCGUUGCUCAGUCCCUGCUCCUGCCAACCUAGCAAUUCGAAAGCACAUCAAAGUGCAAGUAGAUCAAUAGGUACCGCUUCGGCGGGAAGGUAAAUGGCAUUUCCGUGCGCAGCUCUGGUUCGCCAGAAGUGGCUUAGUCAUGCUGGCCACAUGACCCGGGAGCUGUACACCGGCUCCCUCGGCCAGUAAAGCGAGAUGAGCACCGCAACCCCAGAGUCGGCCACGACUGGACCUAAUGGUCAGGGGUCCCUUUACCUUUACAGUGGAGCCAUCCUAGGACAGCAGCACUGCAGAAUUCCUGUGGGAAGCCAGAAAGCAGGACCCUGUGGUUUCCAGCAAUGGGUAUUCAAAAACAUUACUGCUGCCAGUCUUCUCUGAGAUGGAAUGCAAGGUGGAAGACCCCCCUCUGGAGAAAUGCGGGGAGAAAUCACAGAACUGUAGAGUUGGAAAGGACCAUGAGGGUCAUGUGGCCCAAGCUGCUGCAAUGCAGGAAUCUGGGGGGGGGGGGGAAGGAGGCCUUGAACCCACAACCCUGAGAGUCUAAUCCUCUACUGUCCCUCAUGUCCCUAAUGUGCUGCAAGGAGGGUUUCCGUCCGACACAUCUGGAAGGAGACAGAUGUUGCGGUGAGGAGACUGCUUCAGGUGGCCACCGCAGCGCGUGAAAAGAUCACAGCGAUUCUUUCCAUUUGCGCUUUGGUUUUUAGCAGAGUGCUGCUCAGAAAACAUCCUGAUAUGCUGAUGCAUAUGAUGAGCGGAAAAGGCAAACCCCAAAGGAAGUAACAGCGUGGUUAUUUUAAAAAGCAAGAAAGGAACUGCGUCUUUUUCAGUUUAAGAGGCUGUACUCCUUGCUCUACUUAGAUGCAACUUAAAACUGGCAUGCGUUUAAAUUGAUUAACAAAUGUACGGGACGUUUAGUCACGACGCGAGGUUGUGUGACCAUGACUCUCCCCUGGAGUUUGUGCGCAAUGCAAGGUUCUAAAGCGAGAAAGUAAAGAGGGCUAAAAUGGAUAGAAAUCUUGGGAAGAAGAAAGGCAUCAAUACGCACACACACACACAAUUGCCCAUAAAAGUCUACCCACGUAUAUGGGGCCUGGCAGCAUGAAUGCACCAAGAACUUCUUGUCCUUAAUCCAGUCUUCCAAAUCCCAUUAAUUAGCAAAGCCUCUUAUUUGUAAAGAAAACUACAUUCUUAAAAAAAAAGAAAGAAAACAACACAGAAUCCAUUGAGGUGAUGAUGUCAUUGCCAGAGUGAUUUGUCAGUUGUUCUAGAGAAGAACCACCCAGAGCCAAGAAAGGCACAAAGGGGGGAAACUGUGGGAGAAAGACAGCUUGAGCCAGAUGAAACCUGACCCAGGGAAGCCUUGGAAAAUAACUGCCCUGAAAAAGCAGGAGGCUUUGGGUGUUUCUGCAAGCUCAGAUUGAGGGGGAGAGAGCAAAAGAGGACAUAGAUCCUGGGUGGCAGGUUAGGGUGGCGGCAAUGUGGACACUGCCGCAGUAAGUGCUUUUUUCUGAGGGUACUCAAGGGUACACAGUACCAGCACCUCCCUCCUCCCCCAAAAAUGUUAAAAGUGUAGCACUUACUCUAACAACUUCAUGUUGAGUAUCGGCACCUUCAUAUGUCUGUGUGUGUGUGUGUGUGUGUGUGUGUGUGUAAGCACACUGGACGCAGGAGGGGAGAAAGAGGAGAACAGCUAGUGCACUCAGUUGGUUAGAGCAUGGUGCUGAUAUCGCCAAGGUUGCAGGUUCAAUCCCUGUAAGGGACAGGUGCGUAUUCCUGUAUUGCAGGGGGUUGGACUAAAUGAUCCUCAGGGUCCCUUCCAACUCUACAAUUCUGUGAAAUCUAUGCUUUGUGACUCUUCCCUCUCUCUGGAAUGCCACCCCCACCCCCCGUUUGUGAGUCUGUGUAAUGCAUGGAGCCCAGGUGGAUGGGAGAGGAAGAAAGAGAAAUGAGUUACUGUGGCAGGGAAAGAGGUUCCACUCAAUAAUAACAACAUUCAAAAUACACUACCUUACCUUGCUAUAUGACAUGGCUAUCUCUGCCCAAUCCACCUGUAAGAAGGCCCCUCCUUCCAUCCAGACUCUAUUUGCAACUUUACAGGUGUCUCUGGCCCACCUGCAGGAGAGUGGGAGGUUGGUGGUAUGGUAGACUGGUUGCCCUUGUGGCUAAUUUUGUAGAUUUGGCACUAUGUUUCCAGGACUUCUAGGUGCACAGCUCUGGCUUUCUGUGGUCCUCAGUUAUGGAUAAACAGACAGGCUCUCCCACAGCCAACCAGAUGCAAUAUUAUUCUUGUGUUUAAGAAAGGUUCCUGAGCCUGGUUGUAUUUAAUGUUAAAGAAAAAGUGCUUGAGAAGCUUGGAAACCUACCCACUGCCACAGGUUUGCUGCUGAGAACUGCCCCUGCCUGGCUGCUAUUUGCCCUUGAAAAUGCUGCUCACAGUAAACAGCAUUUUGGGCAGGGAGCAGCAAGGAAGGACCUAUUCUCUAUAGAAAGCAGAAUCAGGAGCAUGUACCAGAUCUCUCUCUCUCUCUCUCUCUCUCUCUCUCUCUCUCUCACACACACACACACACACACACACACACACGGGAAAAGCUUUACCUCCAAACUAAAACCAACCUGGUUAAAAAGCAUGCUUGUUUAAACACAAGAUUAAUCCCAGGUGUAGUAGGGCCCCUGUGUUUCUUGAUAGUGUUCCUCCUAACAAUUUCUAUGGCUAUUAUUCAGUCUUCCUCCACUUUCUGAAGUAUAUAUGCUUCUCAGUUUUCAUUCUUUCUGCCUUCUCCACUUAAUGCCUACUCUGCCUUAUCUUCCUUCCCCAGCCAUUUCCCAGCUUCCACACUCAAACUUAUCCUCUCUGCAGUCUGUUGUAGGAACAGGCGUUACACUGCCCCUUUUGUUUUCUAGGCAUUCGAAAGGAGCCCGUUCCCCCUUGCCCAUAUGAUUCCAAUUCCAUGUCCAUAAUGUCAUGGGGCAAACGUACGGGAUCCACACCAUGUAUUUAAUGUGUAUGGCUUUCUGCAAAGAAUCCUGGAAACUGUAGUUUACCCCUCACUGAGCCACAAGCCUUGCGCCUUUCACAAACUACAGUUCCCAGGAUUCUUUGGGGAUUCUAAUGUGGAUUAAAUGUCUGGUGGAUUCUAAUGUGGAUUAAAUAUCUCUAAUACGCAUUCAAUGUACGGUAUGCAUUGUAACCACUAUUGACCAAGGUUCUGGCACACUGACAGCCAUGCUAAGGAGCAGCCUGCUUGUCUCAGUGCUGAGCAUGCUUUUGUCGUUGCUUAACGCACUUGUCACAACAACUCCCCACCCCACCCCACUCUUUAGACAGUUGAAUUAAGCUUAAUUGGGGCUCUCUGCUAUUGAAGCUAAGCGUGGGUUCACAUAUAUGUUUACAUCUUCCUCUCCUACCAGCCGUUUUCCCUUCAGACCAGGUUGGAUGGGCUGAUCACAGAUUUUUGUCCUCAAGGCUCCUAGCAGCAGCUUUCUGCAGUGUUUAUGCGUGGGCAUUACCCAGUGCCGCUCCACUAAAGUGUGCCACAAGUUGCCACAGAGGAUUUCACAAUGCGGUUGAGAACACGAGCCCCUUUGCGUUCCGCGCAUCAGAGCUUUCACUCACAUCCCACAUGAUCCAAAGCGAAUUCCAAAGCUCUGCUUGAAGAUUAGACAGCAGUUGCAGCCCACAAGACCUCGCCUGAGCCUCGUCAUGCAUUUCAACUCCUCCGGCACCACUGAAGUGUAGAGCAGGCAGGCUGUGUUUCACGCUAGGAGAGCGGCCUGUUGCUUGCAAGCUUUGUGCAACAUUGCCAUCUGGUGAACACAGUGCUGCACCGCAGUGAAGCAUUACCAGCAGGAAACGGGUGUGCACCAACCACAAAAUUCAGUUCAAAGCAAUUAGGAAAACAGCCCACCUCAGUCUGAAGUGCUUUAUGGGCUCCCCAGCCCUGUUCAGCUCAGGGGCUGCCCAAGUCUUCUUCACAAUCCAUGGGAAAUUUACAACCUACUGGGAAAGUUAAAAACAGCUAUCACCUUGUUUCCUUUUCAGGUGGAUGAAAUUUGCAGGCAUAUUAUCCCUUCUGGAGUGGUUUUUUUUUUAAGGAGACAUCUAAAUCUUUAAUUUUGAUAGAAUUGGCUGAAAUUUGCAGGCAAUGGCACCCUUCCUUCGGGUCUGAAUCCUGCCAGGUUUCAGGAGGAAAGCUGCAGUGGUGGGGAGAUAUUCUUGUGAGGAGACACUCUGGUUGAAAAUAGCACCCAAUACAAAACUAUUAGCUGUACAAACCAUCAGUGAUUCGCUGAUAAUUUGGGGGCCUCUGCUUAAUAACAAAAACAGGCAUAACCUGGAUCCUCAUAUUUUUAGGUCUCUAACCUUUAUAUUAUCAGAAACAAAUGAUGAACCACAGAGAACUGAAUAAUCUAAAGCAGAGGUUUUUUUCUGUCUGCAUUUUCUUUGAUGAUUUUUGGGGUCCACAUGAUACCUCCCCCCUUCCCCAUCCUCGCCACCCACUUGAAAUUAGGCCAACGGCCACAUGUACCCCUUAGGUCAGAGACCGAUUUAAGGGAGCAUGACCGGUUCAGUUGCACUGGGUGCCAAGCUGAGAUGGCGCUGAAGGGGCCUCUACAACUAUGAUGUAGGAUGGAAGGCGAGAGGCAGGGGACACUGAAUUUGGGUGCUGCUGAAAUUUGAGACCUCAAGGUCCGCCACUGCGUAGGCUGUCAGUUUUGCAUCCCCACCUUCAAGUACAUGUCGGCUCUUAGUGUUGGUGCCACAGAAUAUUGGCUAAGAAUGUCAUCUGGGAAGGCCCCAGUGCAAGUCCCACUCUGCCCUAGACAAACUAGGCACCUCUCCCAAUGCUUCAGCCCAUCUAUUGUAUGUACAGGGAUAAAAAAAAUACCUUACAAACUUGCUAGAAGGAUUAAUGAGAUACUCUAUGUGGAGGAUUUAUAUAAUUACAUAAUCCAUUCCAAAAUGUUCUAAAUGAUCAUUAUGCUGGUUGUCCACACAGUAGCCAAAACUGGGCACUGCUGGAAGCAAGCUACCCACAAAUAUAAAAGCAUCCCUUAUAGAAGAGUGCAGGUCAAGGCUGAGACAAACAGAAAAUCAGAACAAGAUUAGAUUUGCCCAUGAGCAAACUGCUGCAGUAUUCUUUUGGCUUUCACCUGCAUAUCUAAUUCAUCUAAUGCCAGAGUACAUAGGCAUAACUAUGGGAUUAAUAGCAUCUGCUUCGUUAUCUAAAUGAGGUUUCUGAGGGUUAAUUGAUUUUUGAAAACAUGCCCUCCCGAGGGUCUCUCUAACCAACACUUUGGAAUAUCCAAAGACGGCCUCCAUUUAAUCUAAGUGGGGAUCUAUGCUCAGAGUAGCACUUGCUACAUCAGGGCUUUGGAGGAAAUUAGGAUGCGCCUGCAGAUAUUAGUGUGUUAAUACAAUAAUGAUUUAUUAUGCAAAUUGAAGCAUGGGUGUACAGCUGCAUUUGUGUGUGUGUGUGUUUUAAUAUCAAGCUCUUGAAUUUUACUCUCAAAAAAGCAUGCAAAAAUUAGUUUGCUGUUUAUUAUAUAGUUUCCAGGUUUUGGUUCUCUCGGGAAAACUAAGAUACUUUCAUGAGAAGCCUAAAGAGUAAAGAAGCAGGGUGGAUAGUAUUCACCUUCUUUUUGAGAAGCCAUUGCUCCAAACGGCUCACGAACAGCCUUUCCCAGCUUGCUCUUGGGUGCUUAUAGAGAUGUCAGAGACCAUCUACUACUGAACAAUGGCCCCUGCCCCCAACAUUCAUGGCCUGGAUCACCAGCCAUUUGUGUGUUAAUGCCAACUUAUUACUCAUGAUUAUUUGACGGCAUCACAGUCUCCCAAUGGGGUGGGUUAGUCACUCUGUUGGUCUAAUCCAAGAUGACUGAAUGAGCCAAACGAGAAUCAAAACUCAAGUCGUCGUCCCCCCGCCCCCGAGUAUAAAUCCAACAUACUAACCAUUCCACCACUGACUCUAGUGCAACUACUCUGAAUCAAAGCGGCAACUAACUGGGUUUUUCCACACAUAAAAUUUGGCCAUAUAAUCUUCACUAAGAAUAGCUGACAUAGUAGAUGAAGUGCACAUCUCUUAUUAUAUGAAGCAGCUGUUUGGAAGUUUUCCAGAGUUUUGAGCUAAGCUGGCUCUUUGGUAGCACAGCUGUUGAGAAAAUUUGCUGUUGCAGUAUAUUCACUUAAUAGAGGGCCCAAACCACCAUUAAGAGCUUCCAUGCCUUGUCGAUUCCUGUGUGCAAGUGAAGCAGCUCCAGUGUGGUAAUUUAGACUCGAGAACCUCCUCUUUUCCAUAUGCAUGAAAAUUGUGUCCGGCUGCAUCUUACAUGUUCAACACACAUGCUUCAGAAGUUGUUUAAUACAAAUCUGUCAUGUUACUCAAUCAGAUUAGUUACUUCAAGCAUCUCUGCAGAUUGGAUGCAAUUGCACCUUUGUGGUUACACAAUAUACACAGCCAAAUCUUACGUUUGAGCCCUUGGCAGACCACAGGUGCUCCAUCACUGCCCUAGAAGUAUGCAGCCCUGGACAAAAAUCAAGUUAGUAACCCCUGAUGAAAAGGUAGCGCUAUAUUAUGAAACUGAGUUCAGUUUGAGAAUGCCAGAGUGAAGUCAUGAUCUUUUGGAUAGACAUUUCAAGUACCGGUCCAGCAGAUCUUUUUUUUUGGUGGGGGGGGGGUUACUCUAAGUAGUACCGUAUUUUUCGCCCUAUAGGGCGCACUGGCCCAUAGGACGCACCUCGGGGGUUUUUUUUGGGGGGGGAAUGAAUAAAAAAAAAUUAUUCCCGCCCCCCGGGGGAAGCCCGAGCUUCCCGCGACCCCAGCCCACAGAACAGGCUGCUGCCUGCAAGCCCACGGGAACUCCCCCCGGGGGCGCAAGGCUUGCGGAUAGCUUCCUGAAGCCUGGAGAGCAAGAGGGGUCGGUGCGCACCGACGCCUCUCGCUCUCCAGGCUUCAGCGAAAGCCUGCAUUCGCCCCAUAGGACGCACACACAUUUCCCCUUCAUUUUUGGAGGGGAAAAAGUGCGUCCUAUAGGGCAAAAAAUACGGUACUUAUUUCCAAGUCUGAUAACUAAGACAAUGUUACCCUUUUCAUUUCAGCAGCCACAGAACAAAGGAUGUACCCUGAAGAUCCAUUUGAACCCCACUCAAAGUACUGGACUGCUGGUGCUGCCUUACUGUACAAGCACUGGGAUGAAUCGGAAGGCCAAUCCUUGUAG